AUGCUAAAGAAAGAGCAUAGCCAAAAGUCUUUUUUAGAGGAGAAGCACUUUUUGAUUAGAAAUUAACAUCCUGUGCAUCCGAUUAAAUUCAAUUUGAUUCCAAUUUUGAAUCUGGCAAUCUCUUUUGUGCAUUUAAGAAAUCGGAAAAUGUGGGCAACACUUAGUGGUUCUUCUUUUAGCGUGACUGGAGCUAAGGCAGGAUAAACCAUAUAAUUUAAUUUGCUAAAUCAUUUGAAGAGCGGUAGUCUUUUCAAUGAGGGAUUGCAACCAGCUGUCUAUUCUCUUAAGGAUAACCAAAUAAACGGAUCUGAAUGGUGCAGGGAUGGAUUCAACAUCAGCUAUUUUAAAAGUCCAUUCAUGAAGGAAUACCCACUCUCUUUGAAAAAGAAAUAUUAUCAGUUGAGAUUUCAUUACACAUUCAAACACAAUGAUGACAAGGUCUUCUUUGCUCAUUCCUAUCCCUACACUUAUACUAAUUUAUUGGAGUCCUUAAUACACAAUUAGAUGAUCAAGAGAGAAAUCAUCCUAUGCUAAACUCUUGGGGGCAAUACUUGUGAAGUAUUGACUAUCACCUCAAACUCACUAUAACGCAGAGCCUACAGAAAAGGCGUUGUCUUUCUGGCCAGAUAGCAUCCAGGUGAACCCUAGGGCUCUUAUGUGAUGCAAGGAAUUAUUGAUUUUCUUACUUCUAAUAAUCCAUAGGCUGAAUAUUUGAGAUAGAAUUGCAUCUUUAAGUUGUUUCCCAUGAUGAAUCCAGAUGGAGUUGUCAAUGGAAACUAUAGAUGCGGAUUAGAAGGCGGCGAUUUAAACAGAAGGUGGAAAAAACCCAAUAAAUAUCUACAUCCCAGUGUCUACUAUGCUAAGAAGUAUGUCAAAGGGUUUAGUAAAGAGAGACAAAUCAUACUUGUCAUUGAUUUGCAUGGUCAUUCAAGAAAACAAUCCUCCUUUGUUUAUGGAUGUGCCUAUUCUUCGUAAGUUAAAACUAUUGAACGAGUGUUUGCUUUGUUGAUGGCGAAACUAAAUCCAUUUAUGGACUAUCCCUCUUGUACCUUUAGGAUUGAGAAUGCUAAAGAUAAAACAGCUAGAAUUCAACUCUGGAGAGAAUUGAAAAUCAACUGGGUUUAUACUUAUGAGUGCAGUUUUUAUGGAUAAUAGAAACAACAUUACCAGAUCAAAGAUUAUCUCAAUUGUGGUCUUAGUAUUUGCAAUGCGCUGUCAUAAAUUGUUAAGGACACAUCAAAAGAAUUCACCAAUUAAGCCAAUGUUCCUGAUAUUUAAUAGCAAAUGCUUGAGGAAUUAGGCAAGAUGCCAUAGACUGAUGACUAAGACAAUGGAUCGGAUUCUAGUUAAUCUGAAGCUGAAUUAUCAGAUGAUGAAUUAGUUCAAUUAUUUUAACCAAAGACUUACUCAACCAAACAAAAAAACUUUUUAAAACAACAAGAAUUAAACAAAAAGAAACCUUAACCGGUUAAUCCGAAAUCAACUAUAAACUCUUAAAAAGCCUCUAUUUUACAAGAGUCCCCUUCUAAGAAUUCAGAUUAAAAACCUCCGAUGAGUAGUUAGAAACCUAAGAGUACUUUGUAUAGGAUCCAAGCUCCCUAGAGAUAAAAGUAGAUUGAGUAGACAAAAUUGCCUGAUCCACCACUGAUGGUUGACAAAUCAGUAUAAACUGAUGAUUGGAUGUAUAGAUAAUGGCUAAUUCAAAUGGGAAAGAUGAAGAAACAACAAGAAUUUCAAAGUUUUACUCCCACAAGAAAUAUAUAUAAAUCUUCAUCACAAUCAGUAACUAGAUUUAUUGUGAAAAACUCCUCAACUAAAAACGAUAGAGGUAGGGUUGAUUCAAUUUCACUUGUAACAUCAGGCUUGCAAAAUAAAUUAAUUUCUUCUAGUCAAUAGCGGUAAAUGAUGAGAUACUCUGGCAGUAACUUUAUGUCUUGA
Messenger RNA from Paramecium tetraurelia, 1938 nucleotides. RefSeq lists its product as uncharacterized. Gene Ontology annotation, biological process: proteolysis; protein side chain deglutamylation. NCBI's taxonomy places the organism in Eukaryota, Ciliophora, Oligohymenophorea, Peniculida, Parameciidae. Gene Ontology annotation, molecular function: zinc ion binding; metallocarboxypeptidase activity. The record is from RefSeq and is a predicted model, not a curated record. The transcript is spliced from 6 exons.